GAAGAGAAGAUCCCACUAUAGAUGAAGAUGUUUAACGAGGUCAACGACAAGCUGUCAGACAAGAGGAAACAGAUACUCAUAGACGAGAGCGUGCUGGGGAAGCGGAGGCAUAUCUUGAGGGACGAAAUUGCUAAGCAAGAGCUCAACCAACGUGACUUGGCCGACAACCUCAAACUGCGCGGCAUCCAGACAGAGAUAGAAAAUUGCGAGAAAGAGAUCUCCGAGAUAGCGGAGAAGACCAACGGGUUCAACAUGGACCUGCUUAAGGAGAAGAGUGCCCUUGCAGCCAAGGAGAAGCAGAUUAGCAAGGAGAGGGAACAGAAUAGAGGGAAAAUGCAUGCGCAUAAAGACAGACUGAAACAGUGCAAGCAAGACUUACAAGACAUGAUAGACCAAGGCAUAGAGAAGACCUACAAGGAGAAAUACUAUCAGCUGACGGUGACCAAGGCGAUGAGCAAAGACAUUAAAGAUUACUAUAUGGCACUCGAGAAGUGCUUACUAGAGUUCCAUAAGGAGAAGAUGAAGAAUAUCAACCUUAUUGUAAGAGAAAUGUGGAGAAAGAUCUACAGAGGAAACGACAUAGACUAUAUCGAGAUAAAGACUGAUGGCGGCUUAACGGAAGACGCGGACCGGUAUAAAUAUAACUACAGAGUGGUGCAGUGCAAGAACGGCGUGGAGAUCGACAUGCGCGGGCGCUGCUCGGCGGGGCAGAAGCUGCUCGCCUGCCUCAUCAUACGCCUCGCGUUGGCGGAAACCUUCAGCACCAGAUUCGGCGUCCUAGCACUAGACGAGCCAACAACAAACCUCGACCAGGAAAACAUAAAAUACCUGUGCAUGGCGCUCAACGAAAUAGUCCAAGAGCGGAUGGCCCAGAAGAACUUCAUGUUUAUCAUUAUCACGCACGACAAGGAGUUUAUCACCUCGCUGGGACAUAUCGACCAGGUGUCCCACUACUAUGAGGUGUCGAGAAACGGCAAGGGCAAGUCUGAGGUCAAGAAAGUGUGCUUCUCUUAAUUAAUCUCAAAAUUUAAAGACUAUUUUGGUAAACAGAUUGUCGCAGUCGCAGGGAUGGUUUUUGUGGGCAGAAAACUUAUUCUUAGCCACGUGAAAAUUUGCGCUAUUCUUACAAAAGGAUCAAAUUGUCUGCCAAAAACGUGAAACCAUUUAAAUGGUAAAUGA
Molecule: messenger RNA, 1179 nt
Organism: Cydia fagiglandana
Lineage: Eukaryota; Metazoa; Arthropoda; Insecta; Lepidoptera; Tortricidae
Product: DNA repair protein RAD50-like
Exons: 6
Coding region: 22-1014 (330 amino acids)
Biological process (GO): telomere maintenance via telomerase; chromosome organization involved in meiotic cell cycle; double-strand break repair
Cellular component (GO): condensed nuclear chromosome; Mre11 complex
Molecular function (GO): double-stranded telomeric DNA binding; single-stranded telomeric DNA binding; G-quadruplex DNA binding
Source: RefSeq, a predicted model, not a curated record